AGAUCUAUGAGCUCCGGGAAGGAGAGAAGUCAGUCUGCAGAACCUUGACUGCUGUUGCUAGUGUCUCCUUUUACUUAGUGUGACACAUACAUACAUCAUCUCGUCAGUUGCUGCUCUGCACCAGGAGAGUGAAUGUCUGCAGCAGGACAGACUGAAAAGACUGACUGAAAGCUGAAAUCUUUUCUACAGCAUCUUCAAAAUCUUAAACUGGGACCAGGAGGUAUGGAGGCAGAAGCCUGCAAUCCGGGCAUAGCUAUGGAUUCAGGUAAUCCAUUGCUAAGAGCAGUUUCCCUCAGACGUCUGAGGCUCACAAGACUGCUCUUGGAGGGUGGGGCUUACAUCAACGAGAGUGACAGCCAAGGCCAUACACCCCUAAUGGUGGCCUGUAGGACCAAGCAUAAUGACUCCCAGAGUGCCAGUCGGGAUAAGCUGAUCCAAUUUCUUCUGGAGAGAGGAGCAGAUCCCAACAUUCAGGAUAAGGAAGGACGCUCUGCACUGAUGCAUGCCUGCCGGGAGCAGGCAGGUCCUGAAGUGGUGUCGUUGCUCCUGGCUGGUGGAGCCGACAUCAGCUUAGAGGACCAGUCUGGAACAUCGGCGUUGGUCUAUGCUGUCAUGGCUGGAGACUGGAAGACACUGAAACUUUUGCUUGACACAUGCAAGGCAAAGGGGAAAGAGGUGAUCAUCAUUACAACAGACACUUUUCCCAAUGGAAACCUGUCAGCUAAGCAGUACCUCAGCAUGCCUGUCGCUGAUCCUGCUGAUCAGAACGAUCCAAUUACAGCAGCAGCUCCUGCGUCUCCCUCUGAAAUUCAGCUAAUCACCUCCCCUCAGUGCGCUUCGUCGUCUUUAUGCCCUCCAAAACAGGUCUUCUCUUUUAAAGAAGGACAGAUCUGUGGCACAAGCUCCCAUCCGGGUUCCCCAUCUCGGUUUCGAGGGCUCAGACAAGCAGUGCCCAUUGGACUACAGCAACCUCUACAGAGAUUGAACUCGGAGCCUUGGUUAAAGAUCCCAGCAUCUCUGCUUACUGAACAGCGUCAGGCAACUUUUAACCAUACAGAAGAUUUUUCUUUUGGAGUUCCCAACCUGGAGAGGGACAGCAGCAAUAGCCCCGAAGGCUUAAGAUAUUAUGGAAGAAGGUUAGCAAAGGAUAGAAGCAUAGAAAACGGCAAGAAUGACUCUACGGAACACAAAGGACACAAGAGUUCUUCAUCAGGUGUGCUAUCAUCUCACUUUGCCUCCAACCCCAAUCUGCACUAUGAGGUUCAAGGUUCAGACCCUGUGGCCUCCUCUUCAAGCCUUUGUAGGGGCAGCAACCUUGGUACAACCUUUAACAGCAUGGCCUCAACAAGCCUUAACAAUGUCAUCCAGGCACACAAGCUGAGUGCAGACAUCUAUGGCUCUGACCCGCAGCUAGCUGUUGAUAUUCAAAAUCUCUCUGAAGAACAGAGAGACAAAGCCCCAUUAGAUGGUAAGAAGCUGGCCCCACUGCGUUGCUCAACCACAAUAGGCUCCAGAGACUCCCUGAAAGGCCAUAACAAGAGAGUGUUCUCUCUAUAUGAGCGCAGAGGCUCUGGGACAUUCCUGCUGGACCACAACCACCAGGCCAGGCCCAGAUCUCUGCCACCUCUGACCAAAAGCCCCGCCAUCAAUGUUUCCGACAACGGUUCAGGCAAUGGAAACAGCUUCUGUGAAAAAGAGCUGGGUCAGAAGGGUUUCCUCCCCAGUGCUCCACCGGGACACCCUAAGGAACUGACGAGAAGGAUGCUGCUGAGGAGACACUCGAUGCAGACCGAACAGUUCAAAAGCUCUGUCUAAAAAAAAUCCCUGACGGACCAGAGAAUUGUGUUCAGUGUGACGUCUGCUAUCAUGUGAUUUAGUGUCUGCAUUGUAAAGUUUAUUUUAAAAAAAGAAAAAAAGAAACAAAGUACACACAAAUACACCCUUGGUUCUUCAAAACUGACACAGAAAACAGAUGAAAUGAUAUACUGUGAAAAAAGCAUUUUCUCUCUUACACAUAUCUCUUCUUGCUUCUAAGCUUAAAUGUUUCAAAUCAUUGGACAAUUUUUAAUUUCAGACAAAUAUAUCUAGAGCAAAUUGCCAUCCGCCCGUCAAUUGCGUUAGAACCAUUUAUCAGUGCAGGGUGGCAGGAUGGCAGGGUGCCUAUCUCGACCGGUAAUUGGGCAAGAGGCGGUUACGAUGAGUUAUUUUCAAUGAUUAUUUGACUUAUUAAGGUAUAAAUAUACGUGAAACAAUCUUUCACUGUAUGAAAGCAUCGUCACCCUCCAAACCUAAUAAUUUGUAGUCAUCAAGUAUGUGUCAUCACUUUGCAAUGAAUCAAAAUGCUGGACUUGGUGGUGUGUGUGUGAGUCAGAAAAUACGCUGAAGGAAAAGUUCCAGCGAUAGGUACGGGACCUUGAGCUCAAGCUUUCUCGUCUUACAUAGCAGGUCAAUGUCAACUCCAUUGCCAAUAAAAAAAUGCUUGUACAUUGGCCAGGUUUAAGAACCUCCUAAAACUCCAUCUUUACUCCUUCAGUUUCAGUCCCGCUUUGACAUUGAUUGAUUUUCAUAACUGUGAAACUGUUAUCUUUACACUGUUGUCAUAUUUUGAUUCACAUCUCAUUUGAUUUCUUCUCUCUUUCUAUGUUUUUUGGUGCAAUAUAUUUUUAAUUUACUUGUUUCAACUUUGUUGUGCAGCACUUUCAUCCAACAUGAGUGCUUUAUACAUACAAUAGACUGAGUCUGACAAGACAACGAUCCAAAACACAACAGCAAGUCUUCCACCGUGUGCUUUCAAAAAAACAAAAUACACAUCCAAAAGUGGUCUAGUCAAAGUCUGGACUUAAAUAAAAUCCUGCGGCAUGGGGCAGACCUGGGUGACGGUUCCAUGGGAACUUUGCUGCACCCCCAUCUUUUCUGUCUGAACAGUUUCAACGACAGGGCAACUAGCACCACAAAUUCUUAAAAAAAAAAGAUGCUUUGGCAUGACUUUAUACAAUCCAUUCAUACUUGAAAUACAAUCCUCACAUUCAAAAUCCUGCAAUGUACCUGAAUUUAAAUUGUCAGGGUGUCAGAAGCAGCCAUUCAAUUUAUGGGGAGUAUCACACAGGACACUGGUCUGGAGAGCUUUUUUUACAUUUGAAAACUGCUCUUUGUUUCCCUUGGAUCCUUCUUCACAGCUCUGUACCUUAGCGACAUUGGUCCCAGGAUAUGCUGGCUAGUUCAAUUCCUCCCACAUUGAUCCUGUUUGCAUUACUGUAACUUUCAAGUCUGUACUCAAAAGCUUCAACGGUUAGUUCAGACGUUUUGAGGCAAAUAUCACUGGUUAUUUGUAGUUUCCCUACCUGGGUUAGCCUGAGGGCCGCGUCAAUCCAGCAGAUCCACUGUGACUCAUUAGUCCCGUUAAGCUCGGCCAACAAUGGAGUAAACUUUGUAGUCAUUUGAGAACUGUCCCAGUGAACCCACCAUCAGCUGAUGAGACAGAUUAACGCGACAUACUGUAUGGCUGAAUACUAGACCGUUUAGCUUCCCAUUCUCCUGGAAUUUAUUUACUUUAACUGCAAGCACACAGUGACAAGGCAUUGUAAGUGGCUACUCCAUUACUGCUAAUUUCACAGAAUCUCAUUUUAUUUAAAAAUUCCAACUAAACCCUUAAUAUCUAAAAGAAAAUAUUAAACACCAACGUAAACCCUAGAUGAAACUCCGGAUCUCCGAAUCUGUACACCGUUAAUGUCAAGAUUAUCGUCACCAGCUGGCGCAGCAUUGAUGUUAAAGGUAUACUAUGCAACCGUGGUU
Molecule: messenger RNA, 3792 nt
Organism: Fundulus heteroclitus (mummichog)
Lineage: Eukaryota; Metazoa; Chordata; Actinopteri; Cyprinodontiformes; Fundulidae
Gene: ankrd34ba
Product: ankyrin repeat domain 34Ba
Exons: 3
Coding region: 223-1815 (530 amino acids)
Molecular function (GO): protein binding
Source: RefSeq, a predicted model, not a curated record